Molecule: messenger RNA, 1092 nt
Organism: Trichoderma citrinoviride
Lineage: Eukaryota; Fungi; Ascomycota; Sordariomycetes; Hypocreales; Hypocreaceae
Product: ATPase, V0 complex, subunit D
Exons: 4
Coding region: 1-1092 (363 amino acids)
Biological process (GO): vacuolar acidification; proton transmembrane transport; vacuolar transport
Cellular component (GO): vacuolar proton-transporting V-type ATPase complex; proton-transporting V-type ATPase, V0 domain; fungal-type vacuole membrane
Molecular function (GO): proton-transporting ATPase activity, rotational mechanism
Source: RefSeq, a predicted model, not a curated record
AUGGAGGGUCUCUUAUUCAACGUGAACAAUGGCUACGUCGAGGGCAUUGUUCGCGGCUAUCGCAAUGGCCUCCUGACGACGCCAGCCUACAGCAAUCUGACACAAUGCGAGACGAUCGAUGACCUGAAGCUGCAGCUCGGCCCUGCCUACGGCGACUUCCUCGCAUCCCUCCCCCCAAACCCGUCAACAUCUGCGCUCGCCGCCAAGACGACAGACAAGCUCAUCUCGGAGUUCCGAUACGUGCGCGCUAAUGCUACGGGCUCCUUGGCCACCUUCAUGGACUACGUGACGUACGGCUACAUGAUUGACAACGUCGCCCUCCUCAUCACCGGCACCCUUCACGAGCGAGACACGCGCGAGCUCCUGGAUCGAUGCCACCCGCUGGGAUGGUUCGAGACCAUGCCCGUCCUUUGUGUCGCGACCAACGUGGAGGAGCUUUACAACAGCGUGCUGAUCGAGACUCCGCUUGCCCCAUACUUCAAGGGCAGCUUGAGCCACCAGGACCUGGAUGAGCUCAACAUCGAGAUCGUCCGCAACACUCUGUACAAGAACUACCUCGAGGACUUUUACAAGUUCGUCAAUACUCAUCCCGAGAUGGCUGGCACGCCCACGGCUGAGGUCAUGUCCAACAUCCUGGAGUUUGAGGCCGACCGCCGAGCCAUCAACAUUACUCUCAACUCCUUCGGCACCGAGCUGACCAAGCAAGACCGCAACAAGCUGUACCCGACCUUUGGAAAGCUGUAUCCCGAGGGCACCCUGAUGCUCUCCAGAGCAGAUGACGUCGAGGGUGUUCGCCUUGCCGUGGAUGGUGUCCACGACUACAAGACUUUCUUCGAUGCCGUGUCCUUGGGUGGCUCAUCCGGUCCCGGUAACAUGGGCGGUGGCUCUGCUGAUGGCAAGAGCCUGGAGGACAUGUUCUACCAGAAGGAAAUGGAGAUUUCCAAGGAUGCCUUCACACGGCAAUUUACCUAUGCCAUUAUCUACGCCUGGGUUAAGCUUAGAGAGCAGGAAAUUCGCAACAUCACAUGGAUCGCUGAGUGCAUAGCUCAAAACCAAAAGGACCGCAUUGGAAACUUUAUCAGUGUCUUCUAA